Molecule: messenger RNA, 872 nt
Organism: Cloeon dipterum
Lineage: Eukaryota; Metazoa; Arthropoda; Insecta; Ephemeroptera; Baetidae
Product: zinc finger matrin-type protein 2
Exons: 5
Coding region: 126-746 (206 amino acids)
Biological process (GO): mRNA splicing, via spliceosome
Cellular component (GO): spliceosomal complex; U4/U6 x U5 tri-snRNP complex
Molecular function (GO): zinc ion binding; nucleic acid binding
Source: RefSeq, a predicted model, not a curated record
UUUGUUUGUUAAUGGACGGUGACCGAAUUUUGACGAUUUUAGCUACUUCCAACUCGCUUUCUGGUUGCUAAUAAGGGCUCGUUUGAGCUUAUUCUCGAGCCUAAAUUGUCCAAAUAUUCAUAAAAAUGUCUCAACACGGUGCUGGAGGCAGUGGGAGUGGUUCUUCUGCAUCGAUGCGGCCCGACGACCAUAGACGAAAGUGGGACCGCGAUGAGUACGAAAGAUUGGCCUUGGAACGCCUUCGGGAAGAAAUCACCGCCGAGGAAAAUGAUAAACUUAACCAGCCAGUGCACCGGGCCCUUUUGAAGAGGAGAGAGUAUAAAGUAGACCUCGAAUCCAAACUGGGCAAGAGCGUCGUCAUCACCAAAAACACCCCAGCGUCCCAAACGGGAGGUUACUACUGCAAUGUUUGCGACUGUGUGGUGAAGGACUCUAUCAACUUUUUGGACCACAUCAACGGCAAAAAACAUCAGCGCAAUUUGGGAAUGUCCAUGAAGGUUGAGCGGUCGACGGUGGACCAAGUGAAAAGUCGAUUGGAGUUGUUGAAAAAGAAGAAGGAGGAGAAGAAAAAGGAGUAUGACAUUGAACAGAAAUUGAAAGAACUCGGAGAGGAGGAGGAGAAGCUGAAAGAAUACCGAAAGGAGAAGAGGAAGGAACGGAAACGCAAGCUCGAGGAGGACGAAGAUGUGGACCCGGACAUGGCAGCCAUUAUGGGCUUCUCGGGCUUUGGCUCAGCAAAGAAAUAAAAAUAUUGAGAACCAUGAAGAGGCCAUCAUUAUCUUCUCAGACUUUGACUCAUCCAAGAAAUGAGAGACGAUUUUUAUGUCCAGUGUGUGCGGCGUCAAGAAUAAAUGCUAACCUUGUAAAAAUGA